Grammomys surdaster is the source of this 1473-nucleotide messenger RNA. RefSeq names its product solute carrier family 35 member F3 (gene Slc35f3). Gene Ontology annotation, cellular component: membrane. The record is from RefSeq and is a predicted model, not a curated record. The transcript is spliced from 8 exons. NCBI's taxonomy places the organism in Eukaryota, Metazoa, Chordata, Mammalia, Rodentia, Muridae. Bases 1 to 1473 code for a protein of 490 amino acids. Gene Ontology annotation, biological process: thiamine transport.
AUGGGGAUCCGAGAGUUUCCCGGCGGCGCUCCCAGGGCCAAGAGCAUUGCUGUUGGCAUGAGGAGGUCACCGGACGUCAGCCCGCGGAGACUGUCGGACAUCAGCCCUCAGCUCCGGCAGCUCAAGUACUUGGUGGUGGAUGAGGCGAUCAAGGAGGAUCUGAAAUGGUCGCGCUCUGUGGAGGACCUCACCAGCGGACCGGUGGGACUCACAUCCAUCGAGGAGCGGAUCCUGCGCAUCACAGGCUACUAUGGCUACCAGCCCUGGGCGACCAGCUACAAAAGGGAGGAGCGCCCCCGGGAGCCCCCGGGCCCUGCAGAGGCCCAGGCGCCAGCUGGGACAGAGGCUGGAGGGAGGACCAGUCGGCACCACUGGACAUGUUCUCAAGAGCAGCUCAGGAAGGUCUUCUGGGGCGUGGCCGUUGUGUUCUGCGUGUGUGCCUCCUGGGCCGGCUCCACGCAGCUCGCCAGGUUGACUUUCAAGACCUUCGAUGCACCCUUCACCCUGACGUGGUUUGCCACCAACUGGAACUUUCUGUUCUUCCCGUUGUACUACGCAGGGCACGUGUGCAAAUCCACAGAGAAGCAGUCUGUGAAACAGAGAUUCAGGGAAUGCUGUCGGUUUUUUGGAGACAAUGGCUUGACUCUGAAAGUGUUCUUUACCAAGGCGGCACCUUUUGGUGUUCUUUGGACUCUUACAAACUACCUGUACUUACACGCAAUAAAGAAGAUAAACGCUACAGACGUGUCCGUCCUGUUCUGCUGCAACAAAUCGUUUGUUUUCUUGCUGUCGUGGAUCGUUCUCAGGGACAGAUUCAUGGGAGUGAGGAUCGUGGCCGCCAUCCUCGCCAUCGCAGGCAUUGUCAUGAUGACCUACGCCGAUGGCUUCCACAGUCACUCAGUCAUUGGCAUAGCCCUGGUGGUGGGCUCUGCUUCCAUGUCGGCCCUCUACAAGGUUCUGUUCAAGCUGCUGCUGGGCAGCGCCAAGUUCGGAGAAGCAGCCUUAUUCCUGUCCAUCUUGGGUGUGUUCAACAUCCUCUUCAUCACCUGCAUCCCCGUCAUCCUCUACUUCACCAGAGUGGAGUACUGGAAUUCCUUCGACGACAUUCCAUGGGGAUACCUCUGUGGGUUUUCCGUUCUCUUAUUGACAUUCAAUAUUGUAUUAAACUUUGGAAUCGCUGUCACAUAUCCCACGCUGAUGUCUCUCGGAAUUGUCCUCAGUGUACCUGUAAAUGCAGUGGUCGAUCACUACACCAGUCAGAUAGUCUUCAACGGGGUCCGGGUCAUCGCCAUCAUCAUUAUCGGCCUGGGCUUCCUCCUCCUGCUCCUUCCAGAAGAGUGGGAUGUCUGGUUGAUCAAAUUGCUCACCCGCCUCAAAGUGAGGAAGAAGGAGGAGACAGCAGAAAGCAGCGGAGACUUGGGCACAGGUCCCCAGAGCAGGAACAGAAGGGCCCGCCCAUCCUUCGCUCGCUGA